Molecule: messenger RNA, 856 nt
Organism: Cyanistes caeruleus (blue tit)
Lineage: Eukaryota; Metazoa; Chordata; Aves; Passeriformes; Paridae
Source: RefSeq, a predicted model, not a curated record
CACGCCCUAGCGCUGGGCACCGCCGGGGAGGUGUUCUCCUGGGGCGGCGGCAGGCAUGGGCAGCUGGGCCAUGGGCUGCUGGAGUCUGAGCUGCAGCCGCGGCUGCUGGAGGCGCUGGCCGGGGUGCCCAUGCGGGCGGUGGCGGCGGGCGGGUGGCAUUCUGCCAGCGUUAGCGAGGCAGGAGACCUGUAUGUGUGGGGCUGGAACGAGUCGGGGCAGCUGGCUCUGCCCUCCAAAGCGCUGGCGGAGGGGCGAGCGCAGGAUGAGGACAUGGGCACAGGGAACACCAAGCUGAUGCCCUCCCGGGAGCAGCUGGCUGCUGAGGAUGCUGCAUUCAUCUCCAUCCAGGCGUUCCCGGCACUGCUGGAUCUGCCCCAGGACCUGGAGGUCAGCACGGUCAGCUGUGGUUCCCGACACACAGCCGUGGUCACACGAGGCGGGGAGCUCUACACCUGGGGCUGGGGUAAAUACGGACAGCUGGGACAUGGGAACAACAUCAGCUCUGACCGGGCCCGCCGCGUCGAGCACCUGGUGGCCAAGGGCUUGCGGGUGGAGGAGGUGGUCUGUGGGCCAUGGACCACCUAUAUCCGGGUGCAGGAGCCAUGAGGGCCCCAGGACCCGCAACCCGUGGGUGCUGCCAGAUGGGGGAUGAGGGCAGGCUGUGCUCUGCAGGACCAGCUCCAGGACCACGCUGUCUUCAGGGCCAGGACAGGCAGCCCUGCUGCAGCACAGGGUCGGGCUGAGUUUAGCCCCCAGUGACCUGAUUCACACCCUGGAGGGGGGCUGCAGCUGCGUCAGGACCAGGGACACCCUGAGAUGGGCUGGGUGUGUUUAUUAAAUUCACCUUUCCAUAAGG